Messenger RNA from Vombatus ursinus (common wombat), 882 nucleotides. It is a transcript of the gene HOXD11, whose product is annotated as homeobox D11. Lineage: Eukaryota; Metazoa; Chordata; Mammalia; Diprotodontia; Vombatidae. The transcript is spliced from 3 exons. Gene Ontology annotation, cellular component: nucleus. The record is from RefSeq and is a predicted model, not a curated record. Gene Ontology annotation, biological process: regulation of transcription by RNA polymerase II; anatomical structure development. Gene Ontology annotation, molecular function: RNA polymerase II cis-regulatory region sequence-specific DNA binding; DNA-binding transcription factor activity, RNA polymerase II-specific. Bases 1 to 882 code for a protein of 293 amino acids.
AUGACCGAGUUUGACGACUGCGGCCCCAGCGCAGCCAAUAUGUAUCUGCCGGGCUGCGCUUAUUACGUGGCCCCCUCGGAUUUCUCCAGCAAGCCCUCGUUUCUGUCGCAGACGUCGUCUUGUCAAAUGACUUUCCCCUACUCCUCCAACCUGCCUCACGUCCAACCGGUGCGCGAAGUGGCGUUCCGCGACUACGGCUUGGAGCGCGGUAAAUGGCAAUACCGGGGCAGUUACGCUCCCUAUUACGCGGCGGAGGAGGUGAUGCACAGGGACUUGCUGCCGCCCGGGAGCCGGAGGCCGGAUAUGCUAUUCAAGGCUGCCGAACCCGUUUGCGGUCCCCACGGCCCCUCGGGCGCCGCCUCCAACUUCUACAGCACCGUGGGGCGCAAUGGGAUCCUGCCCCAGGGCUUCGACCAGUUUUACGAGGCGGCGCCUGGACCCCCUCAGCAGCAACAGCAACAGCAGCCGCCUCAGCCCAGCGGCGAGCCCGAGGGGGAAGCUGAGAAGAGCGGCCUGAAGUCUCCGGCCACCGCGAGUCCCUGCGGCAAAGCCCCUUCGGGGCCGGAGUCCAAGGGGGCAGCGGAGAGCGGCUCCAGCGGCGAGGCCCCCCCAGGGGAGGCGGGGGCGGAGAAGAGCGGAGGCGCAGUGGUCCCCCAGCGAUCGAGGAAAAAGAGGUGUCCCUACACCAAAUACCAGAUCCGAGAACUGGAACGGGAAUUUUUCUUCAACGUGUAUAUAAACAAAGAAAAAAGACUCCAACUGUCUCGAAUGCUCAACCUUACUGACCGACAAGUCAAAAUCUGGUUCCAGAAUCGCAGGAUGAAAGAAAAGAAACUGAACAGAGAUCGACUCCAAUAUUUCACUGGGAACCCCUUAUUCUGA